UGAUUCACCUUUCGACGGGCUAUAAAAACCGCGAAGCUGCUCUUGCCGACUGACACAUCAGCCAUUCGCACUCCUCAAGUCGAAGAGCAGAUUCAAAUUGGUACAGGCGAACUGUUUCUGAAACAUUUUUUCAUCGAGCAACAUGAGAAUCACUCUGAUCUUUUUCGCCGUGUUGGCCCUUUUCGGAGCCUUUGUUGCGGCACAGAAUGAACCCCAGCCACUGGAUUCGAGCGAUCAAUCUGAGGACUUGUCGGUUUCUGAGCAGCGCUACGGAGGACGUCGUGGAGGAUUUGGGGGUCGUCGAGGAGGAGGUUACGGCAGGGGUUAUGGUCGUGGUGAGAUAUUAUGGCUGAAUGAAUUCGAAGGUCGUGCACUAAAAGGAGACAACGAAAGCACGAACUGGAUCCCGAGACUGAAAUGCACGCUACCUGAUGAUGCUCAUUAGCUGGAAACGCACUUCACUUUUGUUUCGUGGCAUUAAAAUUCUUGAAAACUUGCGCAAUCUACUUCUGCCUUUUCAUGAAUAAAAACUCAUCUUUCCGUGA
Molecule: messenger RNA, 545 nt
Organism: Notodromas monacha
Lineage: Eukaryota; Metazoa; Arthropoda; Ostracoda; Podocopida; Cyprididae
Source: the annotation of a GenBank genome assembly